Molecule: messenger RNA, 1440 nt
Organism: Amorphotheca resinae ATCC 22711
Lineage: Eukaryota; Fungi; Ascomycota; Leotiomycetes; Helotiales; Amorphothecaceae
Exons: 6
Biological process (GO): transmembrane transport; basic amino acid transport
Cellular component (GO): fungal-type vacuole membrane
Molecular function (GO): basic amino acid transmembrane transporter activity
Source: RefSeq, a predicted model, not a curated record
GAGACAUUAUUGUCGGACCCGAGGGGAGGGCGUGACGAGGAGCAACAGGUGGAUCGGAAUCAAGCCAAUCAGCAGGUUGGGAGGACGAGAGGAUUGCUGAUCAUUUUGAGUUUGUGGGGGUUGAUCUUCUUGCAGGCAUCGAACAUGUCUGGGAUCACUACGACGCAAUCGAAAAUUGCAGAAGACUUGGACGCUUUUGUAUACGCAAGCUGGUUCUCUUCUGCAUAUCUUAUUGCAAUGUCUAGUUUCUCUCCCAUAUGUGCUCGAUUAGCUCAGAUCUUCUCCCCACGAAAUUGCAUAUUAUUUGCUUCCACCCUUUUCUCCAUUGGCGGAAUUGUCACUUCUCGAGCCAGAACUCUGAGUGUCUUCCUCCUGGGCCGAGCCAUAAGUGGAACCGGUGGUGCUGGCAUAAUGACCAUCUCCUUUAUUCUGGUUCUAGAGCUGUCUGGUAAGAAGAGGAGAGGCUUGUUCAUUGGAUUGCUUAAUACAGGAUUUACAACUGGAGUUGCCUUGGGAGCAGUCGUUGCUGGUGCUUUGUUGCCUAUAAGGGGCUGGAGAUUUUUGUUCUGGAUCCAAUGCCCACUAGCAUUGGUGGCGGGCGUUGGGAUAUUUUUCAGCAUUCCAAAGUCAUUUACUUCAGGGAAACAUAGCAACGCCGAAGGUUCAAUAAGGGCUAAACUUGCUAAAAUAGAUUAUCUCGGGGCGUUUACUCUGAUGGCAACUCUUGUGUCUUUCCUCUACGGUCUCUCCUCGCCGAAGAUCCUCUGGCAGCCACUCGUCGUCUCGCUUGUCUUCCUCUUGGUCUUCAUUUUCACGGAAGUCUAUGUAGCAUCCGAACCCAUCAUCCCAGUCACAGUUCUUAAAUCCCGCGGCGCGCUCCUUUCUUGCGUGGCGCAGCUGGGAAUCAUGGUUGCUAGGUGGAUGGUGCUCUUCUAUACACCUGUGUACGCAAUAGCAAUUCGUGGCUGGUCACCUGCUUCAGCCGGUUCAAUCUUGAUCCCCACGAACCUUGGGUUCGCCACUGGUGGCCUACUAGUUGGCUGGUUGCAUAUAAAGCGAGCUGGGAGCUUUUGGCUAGCUUCCGUGAUCGCGUACUCCCUCUUUGUUUGUACGCUACUCCUCAUCUCCCAGAUCUCCAACCCUUCAACUCUGCCUGCGUUUUACUUCCUCGCUGUCUUCAUCAAUGGGUGCUGCACGGGAGCAGCUUUGAAUUAUACGCUCGCUCAUCUACUACACCAAACACCUCCCUCAACGCAUUUCAUCUCCAUCUCUCUUCUGGCCACGUUUCGUGGCUUUGCCGGUUCGUUCGGCUCUGCUAUUGGCGGAGGCUUGUUCGUGAGAUUGUUGAAGAGUGGGUUAGAGGAGGGCUUUGAACAGCACGGCGGCUUGGAAGGUAGAGAAGAGUUAGUGAGGAGAUUGCUUGGGAGCCCGGCGUUGGUG